AUGAACACGAUUGCCCAUAUGAACUUCUUUGAUGAGGAUGAUUACUUCAAGUUGAUUGCUCAAGGAAUCGAGGUCAGAGAUAUCAAGAAGCUCCCGGACGCCAGGAUCUACACCAUCAAUGAUCUCAUGGUGUAUACCAAGAUGAGCUUGACGGUGAUCAAGGGUUUAUCCGUGGCCAAUGUCAAUAAGAUCUGGGAAGCCGCCGAGAAGCUCGUGAAUGUUGGCUAUGAGACUGGUAGCGAUCUUCUCAUCAAGCACAAGUCGAUUAUCAAAAUCGCUAGCGGGAGCCAGGCACUGGACAAAUUUCUUGGCGACAGGAUUGAGACGCCGAUUAUUAUCACUAAAGUAUUCGGUGCAAAAGCCAAAAUUCUGAAAUAUCAUAUCAUCAAAAUAUCAAGAUCUGUUUACAAAAUUGUGCCUAACUACGAACCAUGCUAA
Molecule: messenger RNA, 438 nt
Organism: Dioscorea cayenensis subsp. rotundata (Guinea yam)
Lineage: Eukaryota; Viridiplantae; Streptophyta; Magnoliopsida; Dioscoreales; Dioscoreaceae
Product: meiotic recombination protein DMC1 homolog
Exons: 1
Coding region: 1-438 (145 amino acids)
Biological process (GO): mitotic recombination; reciprocal meiotic recombination; chromosome organization involved in meiotic cell cycle
Cellular component (GO): condensed nuclear chromosome
Molecular function (GO): nucleotide binding; ATP-dependent activity, acting on DNA; single-stranded DNA binding
Source: RefSeq, a predicted model, not a curated record